CGCGGGAAAGCGCUCAGUGCGUCUGUGCGCGACUGAACGCUCGGGUUUUUCCAGGGCGGGCGGCGCGCGCAUCGCACCCUGCCACUGCCCAGAGCUCAUUAUCCAGCUCGCCAUUAUAACAAACACACGCUGCCCUCCAACACGACUACCGAAUAUCUAUAACUAUAACAAUAAACAAAGUGACCGUGUGAGUGCUGUGAAAUUACAGGACACUCGGAUUGACUAAGUGUCGUUCCUGAAAUGUGAACAGCCCGACUCUGUACACACCAACAGGCGGAGUAGAAAAACAUCAACAACAUGACUGUGGUUACCAACCCUGCGUGUAUGGACGAUGGUCUUGAAGGCCAAAUAUCCCAGGCAUCUACAUCCGGUGGUCAGUCUAUGGCGAUGUGUGAAUAUGGCCAAUAUGGCGAACUACAAAUAGAUGAAAACUCUAGACUAUACGAUAAUGAAAAACAAAGCGACAUAGUAUUCGUGGCUGGCAUUAAUGGGGAUACAUUUCGAUUCCCUGGACAUCGCCGCGUUCUCGCCGCUACAAGCCCAGUUUUUGCCGCAUUACUCUCCACUAAAGCAGAUGUAAUAGUAGUCGAUUAUAUAGAUCGAAGAGGCUUUGAACAGUUGCUUCGCUAUUACUAUUGCGAACCUACACAGUUAACAUCUGUUUUUACGGCUAGAACGACCCUAAAUGCAGCUUAUAAGUUUCUGUGUCCUCAACUCGCAGAAAGAUGUGCCCGUCGGCUCGAUGAAAUGCUAGACGCCGAAGUAGCGUUGGAAAUAUUACGUGAUUUAAGAUAUUUAUGCGCAAGGCUACCAGGAGCUGCUUCGGCACCUCCAUUGCCUGCACUUGAGAGCGAUGCUGCUGCUAGAACGUUAGCGCAUUGCGCUAUGUGGUGCGAUUCACUUGCACACAAUGCACUACUGGUAAUCGAUGAUAAUGCAGAUGCAGCACUCACUCACGAAAAACUUGAGGAUCUCACAUAUGAGGAUUUUGCGUUAAUAGUAAAACGCGAUACUCUACGGGUAUCAAGUGAACUUGUUUUAGCAGAAGCGCUUGCUCGCUGGAGUACAGCUGCUUGCAAACGAACAAAGCGUGAAUUAACACCGGCUAACAAACGAGCUGCGCUCGGUGAACUGGCAUAUUGUCCACGGUACUUACUUCUCGCGGGAGAAGAAUUAGAUAGGGCUCUGGCUUUAGAAUUGUUAGAGCCGAUAGAACGUGCUUUAGUGUUAGCACGUGCACGAAAACUAUCGGCUCCUGUUCCCGUUGGUGCUGAACAAGAAGCAAUGCUUCGACGAUGGGCACAUCCUCGACCGGCUGAGCCUGCUGCUGCUCCUGUAUCUUUGAGUCCACGGUCUGAGACAGUGGAUGAGCCUAAACCCAGCAAAUUAUGUGGACGUCGACCGAAAAAACUAAAACAACCAUGCUUUGAGCCGGAAGAAUCCAGAAUACCAUCUAGGAACAACUGUUGCUCUGAUUGCUUCCAUGGAUUAAUUCAUGCGUUUGUUUGUUUAUUUGAUUAAGUCCAUCAAAUAAACAAAAGAAUAGUUAUAAAGCGAGAUAGACAAAGACCAUGAAUAUUUUAGUCCUAAUCUAUCUUAGUCUAGUACCUAUAUUCAAAUAAAAAUGUGAUGAGUUGUGUUUUAAAUAAUAUUCUACAUUGAAAACAAAAUUAAAUAACAGAGUUUAAAUAUGGCAGUCAUUUAGAAUGAAUUAUACAUUUAAAAAAUGAUGGCGGUUAUAGGAUAACUAUUGCUUCGAAGCGGAGCCUCAAUUAAAAUUAAGGCAUCUGGGAUCUGAAACAGAAUUAAGAUAUGAUAAAUUGAUUACUGAUUGGUUUGAAACUGCUGAAAAUUAUGUCCGUAGCUCAGCUGCGAUAUUAUAUUUGUUUCUUAAUCCUUGUGAUAAAUGUAUUUUACUUCUAAAUGUAUAUUUUAAAUUGUGUAGAAAAGGUUUGAAUUAACGAAGAAGCGUGUAAUGAAAUUGGUGCACAAAUAAUUAAAAUAGGUUAAUUUCGUUGCAUUUAUUAUAAUUGACUUUUUUUAAAAGUAUUGUAGAAAAUUGUUAUUUUUUACAUGAGCGACAUUGUGUUCAUAUUAAAUUUAAUUAAUGUGGCUAUUU
Messenger RNA from Vanessa tameamea, 2119 nucleotides. It is a transcript of the gene axed, whose product is annotated as BTB/POZ domain-containing protein 6. The record is from RefSeq and is a predicted model, not a curated record. The coding region runs from base 298 to 1521 and encodes 407 amino acids. Gene Ontology annotation, molecular function: protein binding. Gene Ontology annotation, biological process: neurogenesis. The transcript has 2 exons. NCBI's taxonomy places the organism in Eukaryota, Metazoa, Arthropoda, Insecta, Lepidoptera, Nymphalidae. Gene Ontology annotation, cellular component: cytosol.